Molecule: messenger RNA, 1995 nt
Organism: Eublepharis macularius
Lineage: Eukaryota; Metazoa; Chordata; Lepidosauria; Squamata; Eublepharidae
Gene: ANKRD55
Product: ankyrin repeat domain 55
Exons: 11
Coding region: 1-1995 (664 amino acids)
Cellular component (GO): nucleus; cytoplasm
Molecular function (GO): protein binding
Source: RefSeq, a predicted model, not a curated record
AUGGAUUUUAGCACUUCAUCGGUGUUUGAUCAACAGAAAGGUGAUUCAGCUGAGGAAACUGACCUGACUCUGGUAUACCAAGCAGCGGCCAACGGGGAUGUUAACACCUUGACUGCUGUCAUUCGUGAAGAUCCUUCAAUAUUAGAAUGCUGCGAUAGCGAGGGCUGUACACCACUGAUGCAUUCUGUCUCAGGACGCCAACUGGACACAGUGAAAUUGUUGUUGAAGAUGGGAGCCAACAUCAACACACAAGAUGCCUGUGGACGCACCAGUCUUUCUUUGGCAACCUACCUGGGGUGGCUUGAGGGCUGUGUCAGCCUGCUGAGAAAUGGUGCCAAACAGAACAUCCCUGAUAAAUAUGGAAGAUUGCCACUACAUGCUGCCACUGCUGAUCCGAAUGUCAGGCUAUUAUCUGUGCUGCUUCAACAAUCUGAUUUGAGUGAAAUUAACCAUCAGGACACUGAGGGAAUGACAUCGCUUCACUGGGCUGCAUUCCAUAACCGACCCCAGCAUGUGCAAGCACUGUUGCAGAAAGGAGCUGAUCCAACACUGGUGGACAAAGAUUUCAAGACAGCUCUUCACUGGGCUGUACAGAGUGGAAACCGCAUCCUGUGUUCUGUCAUCCUUAGCCACCGUCAGGGCCCAUCAAUAAUAAACUAUGAUGAUGAGAAUGGGAAGACUUGCCUUCAUAUUGCUGCUGCUGCAGGAUACAGUGACAUUAUCAGCGAGCUGGCUAAAGUCCCAGAAUGCAACUUGCAAGCCCUUGACGUGGAUGACAGGACACCCUUACACUGGGCCACAGCAGCAGGGAAAGCUGAUUGUGUUAAGGUCUUGCUACAGCUGGGGGUAAACAGCAGCCCAAGGGACAUCAAUGAGAACACUCCCCUGACAUAUGCUAUGUACUGUGGGCACACAGCAUGCAUUAAACUGCUCUCCCAAGAGAACAGACUAGAGCUAGUUCAUCAAGUUUCCUCUCAGAACAAUAAAUUCUUGAAGAAGGAAGGUCGAUUCAGUGUGUUUAAUCAAAUCUUCUCCUGCAAAAAGAAAAAGGACAAUUGGAAGGCAAACCAAAAAGACAAAACUAGAGAUAGAUCUCAGAGGGAAGAGACCUCAGAAGUCGAUGACAUUAUCACAACAUUUGACUGUAUUAUGGAUGCAAACUGUAAAAGCUCUUCUGAGGAGUGUGUCAUGGCUAUAGACUUUAAAAGAAGAAACACAGAGACUAAGAAGUACCUCUUCUCAGAAAUUAACCCUCCAGAUAGCCAUGGCCUUCCACCAAUAAGAACCCAAAGCCUCCCGCCCAUUACUGUGAGUCAUUCUUUUUUAACAUCUUCUCCUACGACAACAUCUAGUAUGAGUUUGGAUAUUGAUGCCCACCAUUUUGCACAUUGCUCUCAAAAAAGCAGAAGUGAACAUGAUUUGUCAGAUCAAAGGAACAAACGACAAACUUUGGACAAUCCCUGGAAAAUUGACACUAACCAAAUACUCACUUGUAAAGUCUGGACAACAAUGCCUUCUGAUAAUAAACUGAUAGACAGAUUGUUUCCGGAAAGAUCCAGUCAUGUCCUGUUGUGCCCUCCGUCGCUCCCACAACUGCCAAACUCUCCAUCAGGGAAACAUUUUCAGCAGGCAACCCUACAGCAACCCAAAGUAAAAGAUCUUACACCUGUGCGGAAGACCUUGGCUCCUUUAUUAAACCACUGUGUUCAGAAAGUUCCAUUACCACUUGGCCAAGUUUCUCAAGGUGGCAAGGAGUCAAAGUCCUUGGCUUUAAACUCCUUAAGGAUUGGCAAUUCGGGUCUCCCACCAGCACUUACCACAAAAUCCCAGAAAGCGGGGCUUCCUCAGAGUCAUUUAUUGCACCCCUUACCUAUUCUAUCACGAGAGCCUCUCCGAACAAACAAAGUCCUGCCUUCCAUUCCAAAGCAAAAGGGAUCCAUCCUUGGAGGAGAAGUACUCAGCCAACACAACUGCAAAUCAAAGAAGGACAACUAG